CAGAAAAAGUCCUUUUUUGCCGUCCGCAGUCAUUUUCUCUUGACGAUUUGCCUAAUAUCUUGCUGCUUGGUAUGGCCCACAACUGGUGAGGACUCACCCAUCAGUCGGCUUUUCUUGCACACCUACUCCGUUAUCCUCUUCCCAUACUCCCCGGCUUGAUCCGGUCAUUGUCUUAUCGUCAUCGCCUGGGGGCGGGAUUGGAACGGAUUUGAGGGAGACCGUCGUGCUAGCGUCCGCUCUUGAUUCGUCUCCGCACCGUCUUGAAACCCAAAAAAAAGAUGAAUUUCGAAGGUUUUAGCAGCAGCACCCAGUUUGCUGAGGACGAGAGCGAGGAUAAUCCCGUCCUUGUGUGCUUCGAGAGAGCGAGGCAACGAGAAAUCUUGGCUUACCUCGCUGCCGCAUCGUAUCCGAAAAAGGUCCCAGCAGGACAUCCUGGUGUUGGCAACGCGAAACUUAAUCCGGAUGCCAGCUUAAAUCAACUCGUCCAGCUCGGUGCUCUUCGUUUGGGUUGCGAUAGAGCCAUUGUAUCCUUCAUUGACUUUCAAAAUGAGUACGUCGUGGCAGAGGCCACUAGGUUGCAUACGCCAGCGCAGCGUAAGGCCGAGUCCCACCCGGAGCUGCUCGUCGGUGUUGCACGACUACCUCACGAAUUAAACCAGGGCAUGUGUCCGGAGACAGUGAGAGCCUUUAAAGACGAAACUGGUCAAUUUGAGAGCAACGGCCCAAUUUGCUACGCAAACCGCCAACGCUUCUACAUCACUGACAUGCGGAAGGAUCCAGCAUCGUGUAAUAAGCCUUGUGUAGCUGAAUUUCGGCCUGGUCUGGUGUCGUUCAUCGCUGUGCCAAUCAUAUCACCGCUGGGCUGGAUCCUCGGCAGCUACAUGGUCGGGGACUCAAAGGUGAACAACUUUGACGAGGGUUCAGUCGAAAUUCUCCAGGAGGUCAGCAGCGCGAUAAUGGAGCAUUUGGAUCUUGUAAAAGCUAAGCACGAUCGCCUACGAUCUGAGAAGUUGAUGAAAGGGCUCGCCGAGUUCAUGGAAAGAGAGUCGCCCGUGCCUCACGAGCGCACCUUGUCUAUGAGUACACGCACUUCGGAGAAGUCUUAUUCGGAAGCUCAUUUUUCAGAGGCUCCUGAUGACGUCCCAGGUGAUGACGGACCCUCUGAAGAGAAUGAAAUUGUUUCUCCUGACGACAGCUCUAAAAGCCAUCGUCCUACGCCACACCACACACAAUCCUCAUCGACAGUGCAGACCUCGCAUUCCGAAGUCUUUUCUCCCCCCCUGGAUAUGCAGACCACACCACCAUCCACUCCACCAGAAGGUCGUGACCAAGAUCCGUUCGAGGUAAAUCCGCUGCAACACGUCGAAACUCAUGAUGAGUACGACGAGAUAUCAGCGCCCCCAAAUCCGGAAUCCACAAUCUCAGAAGAAGUGAAGAAGACAUUCAAACGAGCUGCGGCAACGAUUACAGAAGCCUUGAACACUGAUGGAAUGAUGUUCAUCGACGCCGUCCCGAGCGGGUUCGGUACGCGCUCAAACAUCAAUACUCCAUACGAAAGACCUGAUGACCCGUUCACUAGCGACGCAGGGGAGUCAACGGGCAAUGAGACGGAGGAUGUUGUACUACCCACGUAUCUCGCAAAAUACGUGCAAGCACAUUUAAAGCCUCCAGCCAACCGUCCACCGGAUGGACAUGGCCCAAUACCGGAACCGAUGCUCCAGAGAUGGAUCAAACGAUAUCCACGAGGCCACAUCUUCACGGCUGACGAGUAUGGACCAAUCGAUUGCCGAUUUGGCCCUGGCAACAGCAUCCAGAAAUCCCGCAAGGCGAGAAGGCGUAGCUCGCGGGUCCUUACGGAUGUAGCCUCGCUCUUCGAGCAAUUCCCUCACGUUCGCUACAUCAUCUUCCUGCCUCUAUGGCAUUUUCAGCGCGAAUGUUGGUUUGCGGCAGCCUUCGGUUGGGUUAGCUUCGACUCGCAGCAGGCAUUGGACUACUCGGAUCUCAACCUCUUGACAGCAUUUUGUAAUAGUGUCAUGGCAGAGGUGUCACGCAUUGAAGCCCUCUCAGUUAGUCGAGCGAAGUCGGACUUUAUCUCAUCCAUUUCGCAUGAACUACGCAGCCCGCUCCACGGAAUCCUCGCAAGCGGGGAGCUGUUGCGGGAGGCAUUAGACGACCCGGAUCUACUGUCGAUGAUCGAUAUGAUAGACUCAUGCGGGACCACUUUGCUAGACACAUUUAACAAUCUGCUCGAUUAUGCAAAGAUCAACAACGUUUCAAAAGCGGACGGAAGCGAAGAAGAAAAGGACGGUCUUGGGAAACGAGUACGAAAGUCGGAUGCGAAAAGCACAGAUCUAAGCCUCCUUGUGCAAGAUGUGGUGGAAGCAGUUAACCUGGGCCACAUGUCCAAGACUGCUUUCCAAAAUAGCCAACAGGCACAUGCAGUCUUCACCACAUUAGCAGAGCUAGCGGAGGCAGAAGGCGAUUUUCCGGAUCACUCCGUCAUUGUCACUGUUAAUAUCGAGAAACGACCGAGUUGGGUGACAAAGCUGGACCCUGGAGCGUGGAAGCGCAUUGUCAUGAACAUCGUGGGCAACGCGCUCAAGUACACAAGAGCAGGGCAUGUAGAGGUCGGUCUGAAGCUAUGCGAUCUACCCGACGAUAAAAAGCGAGGCGCCACAAAACGAACUAUCUGCUUCUCCGUCCGAGACACGGGAAUCGGCAUGAGUUCUGACUACCUAAAGUAUCAGCUUUUUACCCCUUUUGCACAAGAAAACAACUUGUCACCCGGCACAGGGUUGGGCCUGAGCAUUGUCAACCAAAUUGUCAAAGGCCUGGGAGGAAAGCUGGAUGUCCAAAGCCAAAUUGGCGUUGGCACGCAUGUCAAGGUUUUCGUUCCGCUUAAUCCGGACACAGCAGGGCCACUAGGCCAGCAAAUGCCACCUAUUGAUGAGAUUUCUCAACUGGACUCGGAAGGCAAGCUUCAAGGAAGGACGCUACAUGUGAUCAGUCCAGAGGCUUACAAAACAAUGGUUAACCCGCAGCUCGAAAUCUCUCAAGAAAUACGCGACCGCUUCCGUGCCAUUCGCUCUUCUCUCCGAAACACGGCGGAAGAGCUUCUAGGCAUGAAGGUCCUGUACGACAUGCCUAACGAGCAAAAUCCAGCGGACAUAUACUUCUUUGACGCCUAUCUUAUUGGCAAAGCGGUGCAUGGGAAGCUAGGCUGUUCAAUGCACAAGGCGAUUGUGCAAUUCUCUCCUUUGAUUGUCCUAUGUAGUGGAGCAGGUCCAUUGAAUCAACUCAAGAAUGAAAAGUUAAAGGGGAUGAUGCUACAUCUGCGCCACCCUCUGGGACCAAAAAAAUUAGCCUCAACUUUCCUCGGUGCAUUGGAGGUUGGGAAAGUUAGUAUUCAUCAUGUCGCUGACGAAUGCGGAGAUGUAAAUCCAAAACAAACUACUGAAGCAAUAUCGGGAUCCGGUUUAGAAGAGGCUCGUAUCACUGCUGAGGAACUAAAUCGAGCCGCACACUCUCUGUCCUCGGAAAAUUUACUUCAGAACAAUAAAGCACCUCCACCUCGCUCACCUCGGCCAGAGCCAACACCAAUACAAGACCAUCGACCUGUGACACCACAUCAUAUCAACUCGAUAUCUUCACCAGCCGUUCUCACUGGUAAUAAAGCUAAACAGACUCAACAUCUUCUUCUUGUUGACGACAAUCCAAUCAAUCUCAAGAUCCUCACCACACUUGUUAAGAAGCUCAAGCACACAUAUGAAACCGCAUCGAAUGGUCUUGAAGCGGUGCAGCUUUAUAAGGCAUCGUUGAUCCAAAAUCACCCAUUCGACUUCAUUUUUAUGGAUAUCUCUAUGCCCGUGAUGAACGGUUUCGAAGCCACCAGAGAGAUUCGGAAAUUCGAAAAAGAUGAAAAGAUCGGUAGUGCGACGAGAAUCGCAGCUUUGACAGGACUGGGCAGCGAAAUGAGCAAGCAGGAAGCUUUCGCUAGUGGUACAAACUUGUUUUUGACGAAACCAGUCAAGCUGGGUGAAAUUAAGAAGCUGCUCGACCAUGAGCAGGCCAAGGGAGCUGACGUCACGACCGGUUAAAUGAGUCUUUCGCUUUGCGGUGAAAUUUGUACAUGCUAAACGACAAAGUUUUUAAAGAUACCAGGAACAGGGGUUUUGCCUUCUAUCUCGAUAUAUUUACGAGCGAGGAUUUGUUUCAUAGCUAGGGAUAUGGGCAAGAGGCGUUCUGCUUGUCUCAAGACCACUGCCGGGAUUGUGUCGCUUAACCUUAGGACAGCUCUAUUGCUUGUUCUUGCCAAUGCGGACCAAGCUUGUCAGCGAUGUAUCUAGUUUACGAUUGAACACUCUUUCACGUCUAAAGCGGUGAUGUUGACUAAAGUGCGCAACACCCAUAUCUUGUUCUGGACCGUGUACAUGGAACCUCUCUAGUCGAUUGUUUGAUCUUUGUUACACCGCUUCUGUCUCUCCUAGAAUACUUGCUCUUCCAGCACUAGUGCUAACUACAAAAACCUGCCUGUGACCUAAAAGAGCUUGCCUUUUUGGUCUGGCUACCGGUAUAUUCUUAGUA
Verruconis gallopava is the source of this 4584-nucleotide messenger RNA. RefSeq lists its product as uncharacterized. Lineage: Eukaryota; Fungi; Ascomycota; Dothideomycetes; Venturiales; Sympoventuriaceae. Gene Ontology annotation, biological process: phosphorylation; phosphorelay signal transduction system. The record is from RefSeq and is a predicted model, not a curated record. Bases 279 to 4097 code for a protein of 1272 amino acids. Gene Ontology annotation, molecular function: phosphorelay sensor kinase activity. The transcript has 2 exons.